This is a messenger RNA of Brassica oleracea var. oleracea, 1644 nucleotides long. Its product is annotated as embryonic protein DC-8-like. The record is from RefSeq and is a predicted model, not a curated record. The transcript is spliced from 2 exons. Bases 90 to 1532 code for a protein of 480 amino acids. NCBI's taxonomy places the organism in Eukaryota, Viridiplantae, Streptophyta, Magnoliopsida, Brassicales, Brassicaceae.
AGAAUCAUCAGAACAUUCAAAAAAGGAAAAAGAAAAAGUUUGUCAAAGCAAAUUUGAAAACGUUGUUCUGUAAUCACUGGUCAAAAGAGAUGAUGGAAAGAAGAAGAACGGCUUUGGCACUGCUGCUGGUAGUGGUGGUUCUGACGUGGCAGAAGGGAACGACGGCGAAGGACGCGAGAAGCGCCGCUGAAAUGGCAAAGAAAAUGGCAACAGAGACUGUUUCAUGGGCCGGUUGGGUCUCUGACAGAAUAACCACUGGACUUGGUAUAAAAAAAAAGGAACCAGAAAGUGCCGCCCAACGCACAAAAAACUACGCUUACAAGGCCGCACAAUACAUCAAAGACUCAGCGUAUGACAUGGCUGGUGAUGCAAAGGAUAUGGCUUAUGAAAAGGCAAGCAAUGCAAAAGAAAUGGCCUCCGAGAAAACUGGCUAUGUAAAGGACAUGGCUUACGAGCAGGCUGGAAAUGCGAAGGAUUAUGCUUAUGAUAAGGCAGGCAACGCGAAGGACAUGGCGUACGAGAAGGCAGGACACACGAAGGAUUAUGCCUAUGAUAAGACUGGUAAUGCAAAAGAAGUGGCCUAUGAUAAGGCAGGCAUUGCGAAAGACAUAGCUUACGAACAGGCUGGACACGCGAAGGAUUUUGCUUAUGAUAAGGCAGGGAAUGCAAAGGACAUGGCCUACGAGAAGGCCGGACACGCUAAGGAUUAUGCCUAUGAAAAGGCUGGUGAUGCAAAAGAAGUGGCAUAUGAUAAGGCGGGCAAUGCAAAGGACAUGGCAUAUGAAAAGGCGGACAAUGUGAUAGACAUGACGUAUGACAAGGUGGGAUCUGCUUACAGUAGUGCCAAGGACAUGGCAUAUGAUAAUGCGGGAAAUACAAAAGACAUGGCCUAUGAUAAAGCGGGUAAUGCCAAGGACAUGGCAUACGAGAAGGCGGAAAAUGUCAAAGACAUGACAUAUGACAAGGUUGGAGCUGCUUACGGCAAUGCCAAGGACAUGGCCUAUGAUAAGGCGGUUAACGUGAAGGACAUGGCAUAUGAGAAGGCGGGAAAUGUGAAAGACAUGACGUAUGAAAAGGUGGGAUCUGCUUACGGCAGUGCCAAGGACAUGGCAUAUGAGAAGGCGGGCGAUGCGAAAGACAUGGUGUAUGACAAGGUGGGAGCUGCUUACGGCAGUGCUGAGAAAGCAAAGGAUUACGGGUAUGAAAAAACCGGCGAUGUGAUCAGGAUGGCCACAGACAAGAGCUGUGAAGGCUAUGAAGGAGCUAAAGAGAGGUCAAAGAGUGCCAAAGACAUGGCAGCUGAUAAAGGGGAAGGUGCAGUAAAGUAUGGUAGAGACAAAGCAACGGAAGCAAUGGAUGGAUCUGUUGAGUAUAUUAAAGAAAAAUCACACAAAGCUAAAGAUGGAGCGGCCAAAGGGUUCGGAGAAACCAUGGAAAAGGUCAAGGAAACAUCGAAACACGCAUAUGAAACCGCAAAAGAAAAGGCUUCUCAUGUUGCCGAAGAGAUUAGGGAGCGUUAUGUUGAGCUCUAAAAUCAGUUUCUCUUACAGUUCCGAAUUUUAAUCAAAUCUAUUUUCCAAAAUGUAAACACAAUAGUCUAACAAGGAUCUUAGUAUAUAUUAAAGUCUCUUACAUUUCUUUCUU